Drepanopeziza brunnea f. sp. 'multigermtubi' MB_m1 is the source of this 600-nucleotide messenger RNA. RefSeq lists its product as uncharacterized. The record is from RefSeq and is a predicted model, not a curated record. Lineage: Eukaryota; Fungi; Ascomycota; Leotiomycetes; Helotiales; Drepanopezizaceae.
AUGUCCACAGCCUCUUCGUCCACCUCCUCCUCGCGCACACCCACCAAACGCCUCCUCACCGAACUCUCCGCCUUCGCCGCCACCCCGCCCUCCAGCCACCCGUUCAUCGCCUCGCUCGCGCCCUCGCCCAGCUCCCUACUCUCCCUGCGCGCCAUCCUCGUCGGGGCGCCGCUCCCGGCGUCCUCGGGCUACCGCGCGGGCCGCUGGCUCCUGCACGUCGCCAUCCCGCCGACGUACCCGGUGGCGCCGCCGGCCAUCACCUUCGUGACGCCCGUGUGCCACCCGAACGUCAAGUGGGAGACGGGCGAGGUCUGCCUGGACGUGCUGGGCGCGAACUGGACCCCCGUCCUCGGCGUUGUGGGCGCCCUCGAGUGCGUCGGCCGGCUGCUGGCUGAGCCGGGCGUGGAGAGCCCGUUGGGCGUGGAGGUCGCGGCUUUGUUGAGGGGGGGGGAUCGCGUGGGUGCGAGGGCGUUGGUGGGGUUUUGGUGUGCGGAGGAGAGGUGGGAGGGGGGGUUGGGGUGGGAAGGGGAGGGAGACGGGGACAGGGACGCGGAGGAUGCGAGAGGAGAGGAGGUGGGGAGGAGAGGGGAGAGGAGUUAG